Molecule: messenger RNA, 2522 nt
Organism: Podospora bellae-mahoneyi
Lineage: Eukaryota; Fungi; Ascomycota; Sordariomycetes; Sordariales; Podosporaceae
Exons: 3
Coding region: 438-2084 (548 amino acids)
Biological process (GO): transmembrane transport; amino acid transport
Cellular component (GO): membrane
Molecular function (GO): transmembrane transporter activity
Source: RefSeq, a predicted model, not a curated record
AACGAAUAACAGGAGAAUGAGACACCGCUGAAGCCACCUGCCACAGCUUUGGGAGCCCAACUGCUUGGCUGUUGGUUUUGCAAGCACAAAAAAAAAAACACUGGAAUACCUGGUACCUUAGGCACCCCACACUGGUCCUGAAUAACAGUAGCGCAUGCUGUAGCGCUUCCCCGGGGACAUGGCUCACCUGGUUGUGCCUGCCACUCCGGGUGCUUGGCUCCCCAGGGACCAGCUUAUCUGUACGUAAUCAGAGGGUACCUCGGGCAGGAUGCAGCUUCCUACAUGGCUUAAAUCCCACCCUGAUCCUUUCGUCGUCUCUUUUUUUUGUGUUUGACAAGGCUCACGUUUCUCCUGCCGUCUGCAAAAUUCUGCGUCGUGCGCCAGCUGUUGUUUGUUUAGCCGUCCGACGGCCCCGCAAGAGCCCCAAAAACCACCCAAUGAGCCCACAAGCCGCCACCGGCGCCGCCGCCGUUGUGGCCGCCCCCGAGAUACGGGCGUCGUCCGGCAACGACUCUGACGAUGCCGAUGGGCUCCUCGAGGCCAUGGGCUACAAGGCCGAGUUGGUGCGCACUCGUUCCACUUGGCAUGUCGCCUUCAUGUCCUUUGUGCUCGCCUCGAUCCCCUACGGUCUCGCUACGACGCUCUACUAUCCGCUCCAGGGCGGCGGCCCGGCCGUUGUCAUUUGGGGCUGGGUCAUCGUCUCCCUGAUCAUUCUCUGUGUCGCCGCUUCGCUGGGAGAAAUCACAAGCGUGUAUCCCACCGCCGGAGGUGUCUACUACCAGACCUUUAUGCUUGCGCCCGCAAAGAUUCGCAGGCUCAGCGCCUACAUUUGCGGCUGGUGCUAUGUCGUCGGCAACAUCACCAUCACUCUUGCUGUGCAGUUCGGAACCACCUUGUUUUAUGUUGCCUGCGUCAAUGUCUUUACCAACUCCGAGGGCGAGGAGAUCUGGGGCGCCGAGACAUACCAGAUCUGGCUGACCUUUUUGGCCAUCACUUUGCUGUGCAAUGCCAUCUCGGCCUUUGGCAACCGCCACUUGCCCCUCCUCGAUACCUUUGCCGUGUUCUGGACCUUCGCCGGCAUCCUUGCCAUCCUCAUUACCGUCCUCGCCGUUGCCAAGGAAGGCCGCCGCUCCGCCGAAUACGCCUUCACCCACUUUGAGCCCACCUCCGGCUGGCCUGCCGGCUGGUCGUUCAUGGUCGGCCUCCUUCACGCCGGGUAUGCCACCUCGUCUACCGGUAUGGUCAUCUCCAUGUGCGAAGAGGUCCAGCAUCCCGCCACCCAGGUCCCCAAGGCCAUGGUUAUUACCAUCCUCAUCAACACCAUUGGCGGGCUCCUGUUCCUCGUGCCGCUCAUGUUUGUUCUUCCCGACCUGGCGUUGAUGGUGCAGUUGGCACAGCCUGUCCCGGCCAUCCUCAAGUCUGCCGUUGGCUCCGAAGGGGGUGCCUUUGCCCUCCUGGUUCCCAUCAUGGUUUUGGGUAUCCUUUGCGGUACCGCCUGCACAACCGCUGCUUCGCGCUGCACGUGGGCCUUUGCUCGCGACGGUGCCAUCCCCGGUUCCAAGUGGUGGAAGGUGGUCAACACCAAGCUGGAUGUUCCCCUCAACGCCAUGAUGUUGUCCAUGGCGAUUCAGAUCAUUCUGGGUGCCAUCUACUUUGGAUCUCCCGUAGCGUUCAACGCCUUUUCCGGCGUGGGUGUCAUUUCCCUGACCCUCGCGUAUGCCGCCCCCAUCGCCGUGUCCAUGCUCGAGGGCAGAGCCCAGGUGAAGGGCGGCAAGUUCUUCUUGGGCAAGUUUGGCUGGUUCUGCAACAUCAUUGCUCUGGCCUGGUCCGCCCUCGCCCUUCCGCUCUUUUGCAUGCCUGCCCUGCUUCCCGUCACUCCUGAGACGGUCAACUAUGCUCCUGCUGUCUUGGUCGGCUUCGUGGCCAUCGCGGCUGCGUGGUACGCCGUCUGGGGUCACAAGAACUACCGCGGCCCCCCUACCGAGUCCCUUGGCGUCCAGCCCGUGUCUCGGGAUGGCGGUGUCGUUCCGGGCUUGUCUUCUGGUCCUCAGCAAGCGUCUGAGCCAUCCAUCAAGAAGGACUAAGUCCUUCGGCUUUGAAGACCAAGUCGAUAUUCCGUGUGCAUGUUUAUUCAACGUAACGUAUAGUCGCCGGGCGUUUUGGGUGUGUGUGCAAUGUUUCAAGUGAGUGCAACCUGAGGCUCAACAGAUACUAAUGAUCAUGAUGGUUGGAUACCCUAAGGAGAUGGCGGGAUGCUUUUAUGGAUGCGAGCGAGUCAAUCUGUUUUCAACAAAUACCCCGUGUCCGUUUUGGGCGAUGCCACGACGGAGACCAGGUUCGCGGUGGGAAGAGCAAGAGAGGGAGGAAGAGGCGGAGACGUGCUUUCAACUCAACUGAUACCCCUUUAUAGAUUUUUCUUCAGCCCAUGUGAUGGGAUGGAAGACAUAUAGUAUGGUAGUUACAUAAUUGGCCACAAAUAUAAAAUACAGAACAGGUCAAAAGACCAUCAGGCCUGGGAAAAC